AUGCAAUCAGAGCUUACUGCAGUUCUCCAACAGAGUUCCCAAGCAGAAAAGUCCCCCGGAGAGACCUAUAAUUUUACCCAGCAUGGACAUGAACUUUGUGGAGAGAAUCACCGGGUCUCCGGCCUUCCGCAUCAUGUGGAAGUCGGAGACUCGAGCGCUGAUCCCGACUCAAUCAAGGACACUGGCCACUCGUCCUUGAAAUCGGUGAGCUCUGAAACGUUUAUCCCUUCGUCGCCAUCCAUCGGUGGGGCCAGCCAGUUCGGGAAUAUCAUCCCUCAAUCUCCCAGCAAGCAAGCAGACUUCCGUUCUAAGAGAGUGGCUUUCGACACUCAACCGCGUGUCGCUCUGGGAGCGUUGCCCAAUGAGGUCUUGACUCAUAUUCUGUCACACCUGCCCCCGCCGUCCCUGUCGUCCAUCGCGCUGGUCUCCCGUCGUUUCCAUAGUCUGGUUACUACGCCUCACGCCUGGAGAAUUGCAUUCUCCCGCUAUUUUCCUGGCCCUUAUACCGUGGAGAAUGGCGCUCGCCUUUCGACGGCUGAUGCCUCUGACAAUGUGGCUUCGAACAAGCGGUACUUUUCGAGAUUGACUGCGCUUGCUUCCUGGAGAAGCGAGUAUAUCCUGAGAACCCGCUUGCUGCGGUCACUGUCGAGAGGCAAACCGGCCCAGUUCGAGCCGUCAAAGAAAACCGGUACUGUUCGGUCCGCGAAUGUGCGUCAUGGUAGCGCUGUGGUUACCUAUACUUCGCAGCUUAUGUAUCCAGUGAGUCACCUGGGCGGCUCAUUUGGUGCGGAAGAUGCCAAGAAGGUGCCCCUCUUCAUUCAUGGUGCUUCGGAGCAGGGCAUCGCGUCGGCCAGUGAUCCUUCCGCAGUCAAGGCGGGGACGUGGGGCGUGUCUGAUCAUCAAAUGUUCCGGCACUUUGCGGAUCUGUAUCCUGGGGAUGCCGAAUAUGGACUUGGAGCAGGUGAUCUUGCCGGACAACCAAACUCCAUGGAUGUCAGCCAGCCGUAUGGUAUGGUCUACGGAGAGGGCUGUCCACAAGGGCGCAGUUACUUUAUUUCCACUGCUGAGCAGCGCGGCCGCUUCCUCGACCUCACUGAAUCAAGCUCUCAUCCAAAGCAGGGUAUACCCGCGCUCAACCCGGCGACAACAUCUAUCACAGCAGUUUGGAUCGCCAAGUCUUUGCACAUUCUCAAGAUGACUGGAGGCUUGAUGGGGAUGCUGACUGGCUCAUCAGCUGGUAUCCUCAGCGGCUUUGCUUUGGGCCCUCAUCCUACCUACGAGAAGCGUUUUGAAAGGGGCCAAGUGACCGCUAAGUGGGCCAUCUGCCCCGGUGUCCCUAUUAUCGGAAUUGCGAUUGACGAUAAUUAUUCCAAGCGACGCUCUUCCCGGGGGAGAAUCUGGGCGAUGGUUCUUAACGCUCUGGGUGAGAUCUAUUAUCUGACCGACAUCCCUCGUCAGCCCGAGGUUGCAACAAAACUGAGCGUGGAGGAACUCGACCAGCUGGCUUGGAAAACAGGCCGAAGCGUUCGCUGGGAGCUUGUUGAAGCGACUAGGCGAAUUGCACGAUCAGAUCCCUUCAACAGGGAGCCCGUGGAUGGUAGCUAUAGUCCACACUCUUCGUCGGACUCGAUGAAAUUGGAUGAGCAGCAGAUUGUUGCUGAGACCAAGGAAAUAGAGCGCUUUUUGAAGUUUAGACCGAAGCAUUUCCGCAAAGUCUGUGAUAGCUGGGAUAUGCGGCGUCAACUGAGAGUCGAUUUCGCUGGUGACGACGGCCACGGGGCUGGUGAAUCCGUUCUGGUCAUUUCUCGAGGCGUGGGCGAAGGCGAAAAGGCUUCAAUCCGGCGGUUUACUAGGGUGAUGUCGAAAGACGGCCUAUUUGCCGCGCCAGGAGCUAUUUCUCAACCCCAUGAAACGACACCCCGAUCCCUAUUCGGUGGGCCUGCGCAUACACCCAUACCGUCCGUGGUUUCAGAUACAGGUAGCCUGCCGCCGUCAAGGGCAUCUACUUCUAUCAGUGAGACCCGUUGCUCGGUCGCAAAUACUGAAUGGCGCAUGUCGGACUUUACGUUUGGCGAUCGGAAGUCUGUCCAAAUCACCACCAGCGCCUUAGAUCAGUCAACCUAUGCUGUGUUGACGGCUGAUGAGGAUCCACUGCUGGGGAUGUCUGGCAGCUCGGCGUUCUCCUCAGCCAUGUCUUCUCCUUUACCGCAUAUGCAGCAGUCGUCACCCAAACCAGAAGUACCUGGUCAGCGAGGACGGUAUAUUGCUGUUGGUACCAGCACGGGCUUGGUGCUCGUAUGGGAUAUGCGGGCGCCCACGGCCAAAAAUACGGAUAUGAUCAAUCCUGUCUCUCCGUUGAGAAUCAUCCAAACCGAUUCACCUCAAGUAUCGUGUGUUGCCUUGACUUCCUUGUACUUGGUGCAUGGUGGUAAUGACGGUUUGGUGCAAGCUUGGGAUCCCCUUGCUUCAACAACACGCCCGAUCCGGACGAUUAACUCCCGGUUCUCCUCUCGUGCUCGCCGCCGUUUGGUUCAAGCGGAAGCCUCGGUUCAAGGUGUUGGAAACAACUACUUUGCGUGCGGUGCUAUCUGUCUUGACCCGGAUCCGACUGUGCUGCGAGGCAUGGUCGCUCUGGGAACACAUCUGCGGUUCUGGGCUUACAGCUCCUCUGGCGCAGAUCAGUACAAGAGUAGCAAGCGUCGACUUCGCCGGGGACUCCGUGGUAGCAACACGACUGCCGAGGGUCAACGAUUCAGCAACAGUGGUCGCGGCGCUAUCAGGGACUACAUUGCGGAUGAAAGAGUGGAGAUGGAGCGGCAGAAGAUUGCGGAUGAGAAGGAAAGAGCUCAUCUUAGCAAUCGGUUUGGCGUCGAUCUUUUGGGACCCGAUGUUAGUGAGGAGCAGCUCCUUGCCUAUGCGCAACUAUUGAGCGAGGAAGCCUUUACUAGCGAGGCGGGCAAACGUGGUGAGAUUGUCGAGAGCUCAAUGGUCAGCACUUCUCCUAGUGAUACCAUUGGCCGAAACGACAGCUCGGUUGCUGCGGAUGACUAUUCAUCCUCAUCCUCUCCUUAUCAAAACACUGAAGAUGAUCUGGCCCCAGAUAUUGCCGAGGCUAUCCGCCUGAGUCUGCUUGACGAGGGUCCUCCUUCCGAGACGCCAUCAUUUUCACUGAAGUUCUCUAAGGACUUUCAGUCAAGCCACAGUGACAUUUCACCCUCGGAAUUGGCGGUUGCUGAGAGCAGCCGACAGCAGGAGCUUGAUGAUCUGGAACUUGCGAUUCAAUUGAGUCUCGCAGAGAGCCAGAGCCUUGAGCAAGCGGAGAGUCAGCAGCGAGAUGAAUAUCCCUCAUCAAGUGCGUUUCCGUCGUCAUCUGACAAUGGUAAAGGGAAAGGAAGAGCCUUAUAA
Messenger RNA from Aspergillus clavatus NRRL 1, 3405 nucleotides. Its product is annotated as F-box and WD domain protein. The coding region runs from base 1 to 3405 and encodes 1134 amino acids. NCBI's taxonomy places the organism in Eukaryota, Fungi, Ascomycota, Eurotiomycetes, Eurotiales, Aspergillaceae. Gene Ontology annotation, molecular function: polyubiquitin modification-dependent protein binding. The record is from RefSeq and is a predicted model, not a curated record. The transcript is spliced from 2 exons. Gene Ontology annotation, biological process: proteasome-mediated ubiquitin-dependent protein catabolic process. Gene Ontology annotation, cellular component: cytosol; nucleus; proteasome regulatory particle, base subcomplex.